UCCCUUCUCUCUCUCUCUCUCUGACUCUGUUUGUGGUGCCCUUUUUCGUCUUUUCGCUCAAAUCACGAUCAGACGGCUCUUCUCCUUCCAAGUCAUCAUCUCCGUCUUCUUCAUCCCUGCGACCUUUCCUUUCUGUCUCACCCCUCUUUUUUGUCUCUAUAUAAUUUCACCACUGCUUCAUUUACCCUAAUUAGGGUUUCUGAGAUUCGCACAGCCUCAUACUUAUUCUCCAUCGCGCUGCGUAACAAUCAUGCUCUCAAACCUUCAUUUUUCCACCUCGUAUUCGUCUUCGUCCUUUCCUCCUCAAUUUUAUCACUGCGAUCCAUUCAGGGUAUUGGAUUGAGAUUGAUUUGGCGGGGGUUCAAAUUGUUUGAAGUUUUUUGGCGGCACUUGGAUGGCGAUUGAGAAGAACAACUUGAAGGUGUCGAGGGUUAUUUCCGAGUUCUCGCCCCAAAGUAGGGACACUAUGUCUAGCGAUGAGGGCGAAGUUCAGCGGCGUAACACUGGUAUGGAAUCUGAUGAGGAUGAUGAUUUUGAUGAUGCAGAUUCUGGGGCAGGGUCUGAUGACUUUGAUUUGCUGGAAUUGGGUGAGACCGUGGCUGAGUUUUGCCAGAUUGGGAAUCAGACUUGCAGCAUUCCCUUGGAACUGUAUGAUCUUCAGGGUCUCGAAGAUGUACUAUCUUUGGAUGUGUGGAAUGAGUGUUUGAGUGAGGAGGAGCGAUUUGAACUUGCUAAGUAUCUGCCUGACAUGGACCAAGAGGCUUUUGUUUUAACGUUGAAAGAGCUUUUUAAUGGUUGUAACUUGCAUUUUGGGAGUCCCAUGAAGAGGUUAUUUGAUAUGCUUAAGGGUGGCUUGUGUGAGCCAAGAGUUGCCCUUUACAGGGAGGGUAUGAAUUUUUUUCAGAAGCGACAGCACUAUCAUCUAUUGAGGAGGCAUCAGAACGACAUGGUUAACAGUCUUUGUCAGAUAAGGGAUGCUUGGCUUAAUUGUAGGGGAUACAGCAUCCAAGAAAGGCUUCGUGUUUUGAACAUUAUGAGAAGUCAAAAAAGUUUGAUGCACGAGAAGAUGGAAGAUUUGGAGGUUGAUUUGUCAGGUGAAGAGUCCGGUGAAGGUUUAUGGAGUAGGAAGAAAAAGGAUAAGAAAGUCAUGCGGAAAAUGGGUCGUUAUUCCUCCCAUGGGGUGAGUACAGGCUUAGAAGUCCGUUCACGAGGACAAUCAGUAGUUUUGGAACCAGAGAAGUAUGGAAAGCCAAACCCAAAGGGUAUACUCAAGCUGGCUGGUUCAAAGACACCAUCAGCGAAGGAUCCAGCAGGUCAUUUGUCUUCUGUUUACCAUGCUUUGGAUCCUGGGAUGAAUGGUUCAGAUACUGCUCUUUUCCGGCGGAAUAAGUCAGUGGGGUAUGAUUCAGGGUCAAUGCUUAGGAUGAGGGAUCAGCUGAGGAAUGGUGAGGAUGAUGAGGAACAGACAUAUGGACAUAGUGUCCAACGAAAUCGUAAUGUAUUACGUGGUAACCUGACGGACAAGUCCGGUGUUCUGAAAGUGGGGAAGAGGCUGAGAGGUGAUGAAAUAGAUACUGACAAUUUGAUGGGUCUAUCUCUGUCUUCAAAGGUUGAUCUGCAUACAUACACUAGGAAUCCAAACCAAUCUUCAGAUAUGAAAAUGUUAACAGCAAAGCCCUCCUCUUCUAUGAGAGGUUCCAAUGAUUUUUCUAGAAAGGCUAAGUAUCCUGAAAAUGCUCAGCAAUUUUUUAGUGGUGAUCAGAUGAAAUCUAGACUGAGGGGCUCACAUUUACCGCAUAAAGGAAAUCUGGUUGGUUCAUCAGAUCUUAAUGAACUUUUCGGCAACAACAAAACACUGAGAGAGGAAUUUGCUAUGGAUUCACCAUUCAAAUAUAAUGAUUGGAAUCUAAAGAGCAAGAAAUGGAAGACAGGGAGGGAGUCUCCUGAUCUCAAUUACAUGGCUUAUAGGUCUUCCUCACCACAGGUGAGUGAUAGACUUCUAUCCUCUGACUUCGGAACAAAAUCAUUGCAAGAGAAGAUCAAAGGUAAUUUAAUACAGAAUGGAGGACAAGAGACAAUGACUCUGAGGGGUAACAGGAUGCUUCUUAGAAGUGAAGAAACUGAAUCAGACUCAUCAGAGCAAUUGAAUGACGAUGACAAUGACAAUCCUUUGUUGCAUAGCAAAUUUUCUUACUUGAUGGCUACUGCUGAUGGUUCUCACAUGACAUCAUUGAAGUCUCACCCAGCUCCUAAGAAGUCCAAAAAGAAGGGCAGCUUUGGAGAGCAGGGGCAUAUGCCUCGGGUUGAAAAUUACCUUUCAAAAGCCAGGCAGAAGGGUAAAGUAAGCAAUGGUGGUCGUUUGCAUGAUUCAGCUGAUAAAAUUAUGGAAGAGAGCUAUCCCUCAGGUUCGGAUAAGCUUAAUGAUGGUGAUGAUGAUUGGAGUGAGGUAUACAUGAUGGGCCGGAAUGGCCAGGAACCUGUUGAAGGGUUAGACAUGCCCUACUUGAAUUCAUAUAAUACAGAGCGAAAGAAGAGAGGGAGAACUGGCCUUGAUCAUUCCAUUCCCAGGUCAAAAUACUUGCAUGAUUAUGCGGGUGAUGAGGAAGAUGACUCUCUUGGGAAACGGUUGCUGGUGGAUGGUAAUGGAGUUGGGCAGAGUAGGUUUGGGAAAAAAGGGAAAAAAUAUGGUGCAUAUAAUGGUGAUCAAAAUAAAAGGUCUAGGACACCGUUACUGGGUUGCAACUCAACAGUGAAGAAGCGGAAAGUGAAGGAUGAUGUGGGAGAUCUUGAUGGAAGAGGUGAAGGUGCUGAUCUUCUGUCUAACUUUCUUCCCCAAACUGAUGAUUCUAGUUCCUUGAGGAGAAAAUCAAAGAAAAAAACAGGAGCAUUGACGGUUGGUUCGCAUAUGGAAAAUUCUGAGCCACUAGUUACUGAUAUGGGAGUGGCAGACAUGGAGCCGGAAUCUAAGCCACAGAAAAAACCAUUUACUUUGAUCACCCCUACUGUUCAUACUGGAUUCUCAUUUUCCAUUAUACAUCUUCUUUCAGCAGUCCGCAUGGCAAUGAUUAGCCAAGUUGGAGAAGACAGUUUAGAGGUGGGGAAGCCUCGAGAAGAGCAUAACAAAGCACAGGAAGGCAGUGUCAGUUGUGUUCUUUCAAAUGAGAAGGUUGUUUCCAAUUGUGAGCAUGCUGACCAACUGAAUAUGCCAUGUCUGACUGUUCAGGAGAUUGUUAAUCGUGUGAGAUCAAACCCUGGUGAUCCUUGUAUUCUUGAGACACAAGAGCCUUUGCAGGAUUUAGUCAGAGGUGUUCUGAAGAUAUUCUCUUCAAAAACAGCACCUUUAGGAGCAAAGGGUUGGAAGGUGUUAGCAGUUUAUGAAAAAUCUACAAGAAGUUGGUCAUGGACCGGCCCAGUUUCUGAUAAUUCACCUGACCAUGACACCAUUGAGGAGGUGACAUCUCCUGAAGCUUGGGAUCUUCCUUAUAAGAUGCUUGUCAAAUUGGUUGAUUCCUUUGCCCAGUGGCUAAAAUGUGGUCAAGAAACUCUUCAACAAAUUGGAAGUCUUCCUGCACCACCUUUGGCUUUGAUGCAAGUCAAACUUGAUGAGAAAGAGAGGUUUAGGGACCUUAGAGCCCAAAAGAGUCUUAACACUAUAAGCCCAAGUUCUGAGGAAGUGAGGGACUAUUUCCGAAAGGAGGAAGUUCUCAGGUACUCGAUUCCUGACAGAGCCUUCUCUUAUACUGCAGCUGACGGUAAAAAAUCUAUUGUUGCACCCUUGAGAAGGUGUGGUGGUAAGCCAACAUCAAAAGCCAGAGACCAUUUUAUGUUGAAACGUGAUCGACCACCACAUGUUACAAUUCUUUGUCUUGUCAGAGAUGCAGCUGCCAGGUUGCCUGGAAGUAUUGGUACUAGAGCAGAUGUUUGUACAUUAAUUAGAGAUUCUCAAUAUAUUGUUGAAGAUGUAUCUGAUGCCCAAAUUAACCAAGUAGUUAGUGGGGCCUUGGAUCGAUUACAUUAUGAACGCGAUCCUUGUGUACAAUUUGAUGGUGAAAGGAAAUUGUGGGUUUAUUUGCAUAGAGAAAGAGAAGAGGAAGAUUUUGAGGAUGAUGGCACUUCAUCUACAAAGAAAUGGAAAAGGCAGAAAAAAGAUGCGGCAGAUCAAUCUGACCAAGGAACAGUAACUGUUGCUUGUAAUGGAACUGGGGAGCAAAGUGGAUAUGAUUUGUGCUCAGAUCUCAAUGUGGAUCCAUCAAGCAUUGAUGAUGAUAAGGGAAUGGAACUUAUUUCUAAUAAUACAAGGCUAAAUGCGGAGGACAAUGUUGAUGUCCAUCAUGCUUCCAAGCAAGCCAAUGUAUGUGAGGGUAAUUCAAUGGUUUGGAAUGCUCCUUGCUUAAAUCCCACUCAAGAGAAUAAAUUGUUAUGCCAAGAAAAUUCGACAAAUGAAGAUUUUGAUGAUGAAUCAUUUGGGCGAGAAAGGCCUGUUGAACUACUGAGUGCAAGCUUAUUGUGAUGAAUUCUCCAGGUUUUGGUCUGUCAGCAUUCAAGAGCUCAGUUAUACUGGUUGUAGCUGUGCUAGUAUAUAUUCCGGGCACAGUAUUCUUGUAUAUUGAUUUGAUCGGAAAGAUAGAAUAGAAUGUAAUCAUGUUGAAGUUCAUGGAAUUUGGUUAAGAUCCCGUCUUUAUGAUUUUGCCCAAUAAAUAAUUCCUUU
Gastrolobium bilobum is the source of this 4708-nucleotide messenger RNA. RefSeq lists its product as uncharacterized. Gene Ontology annotation, cellular component: Ino80 complex. The coding region runs from base 395 to 4510 and encodes 1371 amino acids. The transcript has 3 exons. The record is from RefSeq and is a predicted model, not a curated record. NCBI's taxonomy places the organism in Eukaryota, Viridiplantae, Streptophyta, Magnoliopsida, Fabales, Fabaceae.